Messenger RNA from Nematocida parisii ERTm1, 2895 nucleotides. RefSeq lists its product as uncharacterized. The record is from RefSeq and is a predicted model, not a curated record. The transcript has a single exon. Lineage: Eukaryota; Fungi; Microsporidia. The coding region runs from base 1 to 2889 and encodes 962 amino acids.
AUGCGUACCUUAAAAACCAAAAGUGCAAAAUCCAGAUUUCUUUCUGCUGUACAAGAAGAUGAUAAAAAAUCGCGAAUUUUGUUUAACGAUAGCAGGAUUAUCUGCGUUGGAAAGAGAUUCUAUUUAAUUGCACUGCUCAUUAUUUAUAAAGCAGUUGCUCGAUUAGAGCUAGAUGAUCUUUUAGCCCAUCAAUCAAGUGUAAUUAAAGGUGAAAAGGAAGAAUAUAUUAUAAACCCGAAAGGCCCGCUUAAUCUGUUGCGGGGUUAUAUUUACUAUAAGAAGCAUUUUAUGCUUAACAAGCGGCUGUUUUCUCCUGAACUAGACAUUAGAUAUGAAAUUAUAUUAGAUACUGCCGAUGACUCAGAUAAUGUUAAGUACUUAUAUAAAAGAAGCCCACAGAAUGAUACUGUGCGGCCAUUAGAAGCUAGUUCUGGCCCCAAAAGUGAAGAUAAAUACAGGUGCCAAGAACAGGAAAAAUUAAAAAGAUACACAAUUGGAUAUCAUCGAAAGCUUCUGCAGAUGUUUACAAUACAAGACAACGGAGCAUGCAUUGAAACGGGGCGAGGUGAUUCACUAACUACAUUCCUUAGAUAUACUAGAGUAAAAGAGCACUCAAUGGCAAUACUGGCCACUCUUUUAUUAUUAACUGAGGGAAUAAAAGUGCCUAUUAAAUACGUGUCAUCAAAAGAAAACAUGAAUACACAGCUCAUUAUACAAAAAAAGAAUCGAAUACAGGAACACCUUUCAGUUAGUAUGCACGUGCCAUAUAAAUGCCCUAUCAGUAAAAGAACUAAAAGUGUUAUGCAAAAAGAAGCCAAAGGAAUUUUCAACUUCUUUAUAUCCCACCAAAAAAGCUCAUUCCUAAAGUGGGAUGAUGCACUCAUAGAGCCAAAUACUCUAGAAAAAUUCAAUUCUGGAAGAUUUCUAAAUAGCCUGCCCUUUUUAAUUCAAAUGUACAUCUUUGAAUUCAUUGACAAUAUAGAAGAUGCAAACAAAUUCAUCUUCGCAGUAUAUGAAAUACUAAAAGAAUAUUCUGAAGAAAAUGAAAGUAAAGAAGAAAAAGAGACGGAUCAUGCUAUUUCUGUUUUCAAUAGAUGUUUUGUACCAGCAAAUCAAUUAGAAGCGUCUCUUACAUACAUAGAUAAUGUAAAGAAGGUUAAAUCGCUAGAGGCCAUGAGAAAGUCUACCCCGUUUUUAAAUUCUGUGCAGGUUUUUACAUUUAGCAGAAUUCCUAUGCAAAAUCUGCCCAGUAGUGAUGAGCUGAAGCAUGGCAUUGAGUAUUUUGCUAACUGUGUUGAAUCUUCAAUACUUAGUCUCGUGUGCUGCUUUAUGUAUGAUCCAAUAUUAGGGGAAUAUACAACAAGCCAUCUUCCAAAUGCAAUGCCAAAGCUGCAUAGCUUCUUUAUGAAGUAUAAAAUGCCAACUGAAUUUAUAAGCUUAGAGAUGCAUCAAAAAUGGAAUGAGAUUGUUUCGAAUUUAGAAAACAAAGAAGUCUUGUAUUGUAAUAAAGGUAACGAACUGAUGUCAGGAAUCAUAAACAUUGCUGCAGUUCUUAUUGAAAUAACAGGGAUUUCACACACAUUUGCUAAAAAUAUAUAUCAGUUUAAAAGCAUAGUUAAUUCAGAACAAGAAAUUACAAAUGAGAUGCUUAUAGAACUGGCUACAGUUUUAGAAGACAUAUUUCUAGCGCUUUCUGUGAAUAAAAGUUUAAAGCUUUCCAUGCUGGAUAUUGUCAAGUGUAAGCGCAGUGAUCCGGCAUAUGAUCUAUUCGGAUGCCUUAGUAUUAAAUAUAAAGUGUGCAAGAACAAACAGAAAUUUUGCAUAAAAAUAUCUUCUUUUCACACACAGUCCGCAGUUAUUGGAUCUAAGCGUUCUAUAAGGACGGCCAGCUCAUUUAUAUUAAAUACACCAAGGAAAUAUGAAGAUCCAAACGAUUUCUUUAGUCAUCUAGUCAAUAGCUACAUCGAUGUAGGGCUUAAAAGAUUAAUCAAUUGCGCAGAAAAUAUAAAAAACACGGAUUUUAUUGAAGAAAUUUGUCAUGCCGCAAAGACAGAUUUUAUAAAUGUGAAUAGGAUAUUAAUGCUAGAUUCAAUUUACACAUUGCAGUCUAAAUUUAACAUAUUAGAAUACUGUUCAAUAUACAUGUGUAACAAAAAUCUGGAUAAAGAUUAUUCUGGAGUAAAAUUCACGUCCAAUAUACUAGGAAUUGUUCACAGUUUUGCCUUAUCAAAUGUCAGUAGUCUGUUGUCAGUUAUAAUAUAUACUGGAGUGUACAAGUUUUACGGCUCAAAAAUUAAAAUAAAUACAAAAGGCAACUGGCCAGUUCAGCUGCCAGAUUCAAAGGCAUGCCUAGGUCUAUUUAAUUCUAUAGUUUCCAUAGGAAAUAAAGAGCUUCUUGUGGAUGCACUGGAUGUGUUUAUGUCUUUUGAUACAGGUGAGCGCCCAGGUGAUAAUGUAAUACUACUUAUAAAAGAAUUAAGCCACGAAACAUUCCGGCUUCUACUAAAAGAUGAAGAUCCGGCAUACGCACAGAAACUAAUUCACAUAAUGAAAGCGAGAUACCAUGGGCAUGGCCACACUCUAUCAAAUAUUGUCUGCUGCAUAUGGCUAUUUUAUGCGUGUAAUGAUGAAGACAUUUCGAUUGAAAUUAUUUGUUUGGUUUUUGAUAUGGUACAGCCAUACUGUGACAAAGACAUCUUUAAUUUUAUAUAUACCCCAGAUAACUGCAGCCAUGCUAUAAAUGUCUUUAAAAGCAUGAAAAUUCCACUAUACGGUAGAAAUAAUGGAAAGAAAAAGUACGAUAAAAUUGCAAAUGUAAUAAAAGAAUAUCAAAGAGGGUUUAAUACCGAAAGCACUCCAGGAUGCACUUUGCUUACACCUGAAAUAUAGCCAAAU